Messenger RNA from Prosopis cineraria, 1875 nucleotides. Its product is annotated as BES1/BZR1 homolog protein 2-like. The transcript has 2 exons. The record is from RefSeq and is a predicted model, not a curated record. The coding region runs from base 145 to 1089 and encodes 314 amino acids. Gene Ontology annotation, molecular function: DNA-binding transcription factor activity. Gene Ontology annotation, biological process: DNA-templated transcription; brassinosteroid mediated signaling pathway. NCBI's taxonomy places the organism in Eukaryota, Viridiplantae, Streptophyta, Magnoliopsida, Fabales, Fabaceae.
CCGCAUCCUUUUUAGUUUUUGUGCUGAGACUUGAACAGAUAAAAGCGUUGCCACCGUGUCUCUGAUCGAGAGAGAGAGAGACUUUCUCCUACAAUCUUAGACUGAGAGGCGUCCUCGCCCGGCAAGGUAAGACUCGCUGGAGCGAUGAUCGGCGGAGGAUCUUCGGGGAGGAUGCCCACUUUGAAAGAGAGAGAAAACAAUAAGAAGAGGGAAAGACGAAGAAGAGCUAUUGCUGCCAAGAUCUAUGCCGGCCUUAGAGCUCAGGGGAACUAUAAGCUUGCCAAGCACUGUGACAACAACGAGGUCUUAAAGGCUCUCUGUGCUCAAGCUGGUUGGAUUGUUGAGGAGGACGGAACUACCUAUAGAAAGGGAUGCAGGCCACCCCCAAAUGAGAAUGGAGGAACUUCAGCUAAUAUCAGUGCUUGUUCUUCCAUGCAGCCAAGCCCACAAUCGUCAUACUUCCCAAGUCCUAUGCCUUCCUACCAUGCUAGCCCGACUUCAUCCUCCUUCCCCAGUCCCAGUCGCAUUGAUGGAAAUCCCUCUUCAUUUCUCCUCCCAUUCAUUCGAAAUAUAGCAUCUAUUCCUGCAAACCUUCCCCCUCUCAGGAUAUCCAAUAGCGCUCCCGUAACUCCGCCUCUUUCUUCUCCAACCACCAGAAGUUCAAAGCGAAAAUCAGAUUUCGAGUCUUUUUCCAACGGAUCUCUUAAAUCCUUCCGCGACCCACUUUUUGCUGCCUCCGCCCCAUCUAGUCCUACGCGCCGCCACAACGUUGCAGCUUCGACUAUUCCAGAAUGUGAUGACUCCGAUGCUUCUACAGUGAACUCUGGUCGAUGGGUCAGUUUUCAGGCAGCAACGGCGGCUUCCGUUGCUCCUCCUUCGCCCACCUUUAAUCUUAUGAAGCCGGUGGUUCAGCAAAUUUCUCAUCAGAAUUCCUCAGAUGUUUGGAGUCCAGGUCCAGCUGCAGAGAAGGGGCGAGGAUCGAACUUUGAGUUUGAGAAUGGUAGAGUGAAACCGUGGGAAGGCGAGAUAAUAGUACAAGAGGUGGGAAUGGAUGAUUUGGAGCUGACUCUAGGGUGUGGAAGGGCUUGAAGUUAAAAGCAGCCUGAAUACUGCUUUGAAAUGUAUAGAAGCCACGAAAAGCCCAUGGUAAUGGAUGUUAUCCUCAAACCUAGUUGACCUGAUCGCCUUUGCUGAUCAUGAGGAUAUCCGCUACUCUGCAUUGUCAGGGGAAAUUGGUUUCUAUGUUACAUUCUUUUCUCCUCCUUGUAUAGUUCUCUAUAUAAUUCUGUGCUAAGUGGUUCCCCUUCCUGAAUUUGACUUCUCUGCAAUGCCUUGGUAACUGCUGGAGAGUUGCAUUUGAGGCAAUAUUCUAGGACGUAUGUGAAGUCAAAAAUCUUAACUUACCAUGACCAGAAUGGUGAAAUGGAAGGUGACGUUCUGUGCCCUCUUCAUUGAUGAUCCCAUCAUAUUCUUCUUUCUUUCAAUCGACAACAAAUGUUUCCAAUCCAUGUAGCAGAUUCGGGGCUCGAGCUUUUAUCAUGUUUUCAUAAAUCACUGCUGCUCUUUGAUCAACUAUUGCUUUGCCAUGCGUGCUCUAUUAGACUGAAUGACCCGCUUUGUCACUUUGUGCUUGUCUAAUCCCGUUACCUGUAUUUUUGUGUAUAAUUAAUAGGUCCAGCUUGUAAGUUUACUCGUCACCUGUUGUUUUUUUUUAUUAUUGUUUUUUCUUUUUCCUUUAUCGUCACCUGUUGUUAAGACAACUUGAAAGCGAUUUUCAUAACCAAGUGGUUACAGACAAGGACAUCAGCGCUCGAGUCUUGACAGAGAUUGUGAACAAUAUAUGAUUUUUAGUUUUUUCUUGUUGGUAGGAUUGUA